Molecule: messenger RNA, 1902 nt
Organism: Rhinichthys klamathensis goyatoka
Lineage: Eukaryota; Metazoa; Chordata; Actinopteri; Cypriniformes; Leuciscidae
Gene: cgasa
Product: cyclic GMP-AMP synthase a
Exons: 5
Coding region: 31-1818 (595 amino acids)
Biological process (GO): negative regulation of double-strand break repair via homologous recombination; paracrine signaling; positive regulation of defense response to virus by host
Cellular component (GO): nucleus; site of double-strand break; cytosol
Molecular function (GO): chromatin binding; 2',3'-cyclic GMP-AMP synthase activity; double-stranded DNA binding
Source: RefSeq, a predicted model, not a curated record
CCAGAGAAGACGAAGCAGCGUCCGGCGACAAUGUCUGAUCCACACAAAGCUCCAGCAAAAGCGAACAGGAAGAAGAGUAAAGAGCAAAGAGAUCACCAAACUAAUGACAGAGAGGAGAAAUCUCGGGAACGCGCCGAGGACGAGGGCGCAUCAAAACGGGAAGGCAGAAAGCGACAGAGUAAAAAGGAGAAAGAUCCUCGUGAUAGUGAAAGUGAGGACAAACCUCGUGAAACCCCGACACCAAAAGCAUUUAGUGGAAGCAUCAAUCGACAGAGUAAAAAGUCUCUGGAGAUCUCCGAGAGCAAGUCCGAAGAAAAACCCAGUGCGGCAUGUAGAAGAUCCUCUGUUCCUAAUAAAGCAAACAAUGCUGGCGAGAAAGACAGACAAGACCGUGCAAAAAGCAAACCUCAGCAGACUGCCAAGAGCGAGUCCGGUGAAAAAACAGCACCAAUACGACAGAAUAAAAAGCAGAGAGACCCUUCAAAACUUGUCAGAGAAGAAUCUCUGGAGAGCUCCAAAAGCAAAUCACAAGAAAAAUCCGUAGCAAAACCUAGAAAGCGGCAUGAAUCGGCUGCUGAAAGAGACGUAACGUUUUCUGACCCGAACCACACACGGGACGCUCCUCCGGGGCUUAACGCGCGCAGCUCUGACCGCAAAAAGAAAAGCGCAGAAAAAACAACUGCAACGAGAGGACCAAGCGUCGAUGACACACUGGGAAAGGUUCUUAAAGCAACUAUUGAGAAGUUAAAGAUCAAGAAGUUCGAGCGGUCCAAUGCAUCCAGUUGUGUUAAUGACAUCACGGAUAAAGUCAUUGCACACCUGAAACAAAACACGACCUGGUGUACAGAUAUCGAGCGUUUAAGAACGGGAAGUUAUUAUGAAAAUCUUAAAAUUUGUGAACCAGAUGAAUUUGAUGUUAUGCUGACUAUUCCUGUGGAGAGAGUGGAUUUAGAGCAGUUCGACGAGGCUGGCGCAUUUUACAGUGUUGCACUGAAACGACAUCCGAAUAGACAUCCUCUGGACAUAUUCCUAAACGAAGACAAGACCAUUCAGGCCAGCAAAAUGCUGAGUGAAUUCAGAGAUGCCGUUAAGGAGGCUGUGGAGAAACUGCGAUACAAAAUUGUGAUACAGCGAAAGAAGGCCAGGUGCCCUGCAGUGACACUGGAAGUAAUAGAAAAUGGAAAGACAAUUUCCAUCGACUUCGUUCUUGGUCUUAAGGUUCACCGUGCAAGCUGGCCAGACUUUACAAAAGAUGGCUUCAAAAUAGACAACUGGCUUGGUAAAAAGGAAAAAGCUGAUAUGAAGCGUCAACCAUUCUACCUGGUGCCUAAAUAUGUGGGCAAAGGAGAUGCAGAGCAUGAUGGAGUUGUUGCAAAAGAUGCAUGGCGAAUCUCUUUUUCACAUGUUGAAAAAGAAAUUCUGCAAAGGCACGGCCACUCCAAGACAUGCUGCGAGGCCGUUGGAGAGAAAUGUUGCCGGAAGGAGUGUCUAAAGCUUCUGAAGUAUCUUCUUCAACAGCUCAAAGAGGAUGACUCCAAGUCCAAUAAAAUGUCCAACUUCUGCUCCUAUCAUGCAAAGACCACCCUGCUCCACGCUUGUGCUAAAAGGGGAAAUGACAGCGAGUGGGCGUACAGUCAGCUGGCCGACUGCUUCCAGGAGCUUUUGGAAGACUUUGUCAAACACCUAAGAGGUCGUCAUCUCCCUAACUUUUUCAUUCCAUCCCAUAACCUCCUACAUCAAGCCACUCCGAGUAGCUGUGAUUUCCUGGCCAAAGCAAUUGAAUUUCAACGCAAUAAUAACUUCCCUAUAUUCAGUUAAUUCUGAUUUUCUUUUAGUUGCAUUAUGUAUGAUUUGUUUUUUUCCUCUUGAUAGUCAUCUGAAGUUUAAUUCAAUAAACAUCUU